Molecule: messenger RNA, 1674 nt
Organism: Botrytis cinerea B05.10
Lineage: Eukaryota; Fungi; Ascomycota; Leotiomycetes; Helotiales; Sclerotiniaceae
Gene: Bcgln1
Product: Bcgln1
Exons: 6
Coding region: 388-1494 (368 amino acids)
Cellular component (GO): cytoplasm
Molecular function (GO): glutamine synthetase activity
Source: RefSeq, a predicted model, not a curated record
GCUGACAAUCGCAGCCCAUUCUAUUUUCAUUUUCUCCUGCUGCGUCCAUGUCCAUGUCCUUGUCUGUCUUGUCUUGUCUUGUCUUGUCCACAGCCAUUUCCAUUCCCAUUUCCGUUUCCCCAAAAUCUAGUGAAUUGAAAAAAAAAUUACACUUCACUACAUAAGCUUUCCCAGUUCCUCUUUCAACCAUCCUUUCUCUUUCUCUCUCUUCCCCAAUCCCCCCACACUCUUCUUCCCUACUCUUAGGACUUUGGAAGUCUUAUCAACAACAACAACAACAACACCCACACACACACACGCUCCAGCUUUCCAUCCUUUGCUUUUGAAGCAUCCCGUCUACUCUUCUCUUUUGAUUUCUCUCCAUAUUCUCAUAAUACAUCCGCAAUCAUGGCUGGCUCAACAACUGUUUCCUACACGGCGAACCUCAUGAAAUACAUGGCGCUCGACCAGAAGGGAUCUGCCAUGGCAGAGUACAUCUGGAUCGAUUCCACUGGCGGAACCCGUUCCAAGUCAAAGACUCUCACCAAGAUUCCAGAGAGUGGUCAAUUCACCCUCGAUGAUCUCCCAGAAUGGAACUUCGACGGUAGCUCGACGGGUCAAGCCCCCGGUGACAACUCAGAUGUUUACCUCCGUCCCAUCGCCAUCUUCCCAGAUCCAUUCCGUGGUGCCCCAAACAUCUUGGUCUUGACCGAGUGCUGGGAUCCUGAUGGAACCCCAAACAAGUUCAACUACCGUCAUGAGGCUGCCAAGCUCAUGGAGGCACACAAGUCCCACGAGCCAUGGUUUGGUUUGGAGCAAGAGUACACUCUCCUCGAUAUGUCCGAUAGACCUUACGGAUGGCCAACAAAUGGUUUCCCAGGUCCUCAAGGCCCAUACUACUGUGGUGUUGGUACCGGCAAGGUUUUCUGCAGAGAUAUUGUCGAGGCUCACUACAAGGCAUGCUUGAAUGCUGGCAUCAAGAUCUCCGGUACCAACGCCGAGGUUAUGCCAGCUCAGUGGGAGUUCCAAGUUGGUCCUUGCGAUGGUAUUGAAAUGGGUGACCACCUCUGGUUGGCUCGUUUCCUCCUCAACCGUGUCGCUGAGGAAUUCGGCGCCAAGAUCUCUUUCCACCCCAAGCCAAUUCCAGGUGACUGGAACGGUGCUGGUCUCCACUCCAACUUCUCAAGUGCUGAGAUGCGUGUAGAGGGAGGCAUGAAGCACAUUGAGGCUGCUAUCAAGAAGCUUGAGGGUCGCCACAAGGAGCACAUUGCAGUUUACGGAGAUGACAACGCCAUGCGUCUUACUGGUAGACAUGAGACCGGCUCCAUCGACAGUUUCACUUAUGGUGUUGCCAACCGUGGUGCAUCCAUUCGUAUUCCAAGAGAAUGUGGCGCCAAGGGUUACGGAUACUUUGAAGAUAGAAGACCCGCUUCAAAUGCCGACCCAUAUCAAAUCACUGGUAUUAUGAUGGAGACUAUUUUCGGUGGACUUGAUGGUACUGAGGUUAAGAAAUAGAUUGCUUUUCGCGUGUAACAAUGGUUGGGUGGGAGAUGGUUGAUAAUGGCUUGGCGAUAUGGUCUAUUUUCGUUGCAUUUUGAAGGUCAAAUCCUUCUCGUCGAUCUUGCUAUCGAGUUAGCAGGAUAGUUACAUUUUAGAUGGUUGACCUCACUGGGAGAGAAUGAAACUCAGAUAACA